CGAGCCUUUUGUGUAAGAUUAAAAUGGCGGCUUGUAACUCGCGCAGCUCGGUGUUCUUUUUCUUAGGAGUAAUUUUCUUGCUUGUUGUUUGUUUAUCCUUCCAAGUAGAUGCACAAUCUUCAAAAAAUGUUAAAGAGCCUAGUUGGCAGGACAAGUUAAUAGACUGGUGGAUGUCUGUAAGGGUGCAGGGUGCAACUCUUGUCCUUGGAGGUUUGGGCUUGUCAUGGCUGAUUAUCAGGCUUAGAGGAAAAGACAAAUACAGGACUGAGUAUGUGCAACAGAAAAAAUCCGAAGAGGGAAAUAGAGCUAUGAAGGCCUCACCAUCUCUUCUGGAUUCUGAGACCAAUAGCAGAGGAACAGCCAGGUCAGAGAGAAUCAAGAUAUUCUUUGGAACACAAACAGGAAAGGCAAAGAGUUUAGCUAAAGAUAUGAAAUCCAAAGCACAAAGCCUGGGGUUGACGAGUGAGGUGGUGGAUUUAAAGAAUUAUGAACCAGAGGACAGUCUUUCUGAGGAGGUUGAUACUUGUGUGUUUAUAAUCAGCACCUAUGUGGAUGGAAAGCCUCCAGAAAGUGCUGAGUGGUUUUGUAAAUGGCUAGAGGAGGCCUCAAAUGAUUUCCGUGUGCAGAAAUCUCUCCUCAGUGGUUUGGACUAUGCAGUGUUUGGUCUUGGUAAUUCUCUCUACAGGGAAAGAUUUAACAUGGUUGGAAAGAAUGUUGACAAGUGGCUGGGGUUGCUCAGUGCAAGACAAGUCUUUCCUUUUGGAUUGGGAGAUGAAAAUGUAGCAAACAGCAAACAUGGAGGCACCGAGGAAGACUUCAAAUUUUGGAGUUCAGACUUCCUAUUGCAUUUUAAAAAGGAAAGAGGGAACUCAAAGGAGACUGCGUGCCACUGUGCCACUGAAUCAAAAUCUGGUAGCAAUGCCUGCCUCCAUAGCCAAGAAGAUUUUCAGAAGAAUGAUAUUCAAGAUGAUGAGACUCUGUAUGAAACCACUAGUGAAGAAGAUGAUGAUGGAGGAGAUGAUGAAAGAGAAAACAAGUCUGGCUUGUUAGACUUGGAAGAUUUAGGACCUAUGAUGAACACAAUGAAACAAGCAAAGGAAGAAAGAGAAGCUAUGCAGUUGAAGGGUCCAAAGAGAAGUAUAGGUAUGUUACAGUGUUUUAAGAAAGACGAUGGAUGGUACACAUGGAUUGAUUAUCCCAAAUUCCAUCAGCGUAUGUGCAGUUAUGAAGAAAGCAGUGGAACAGAAAACUUUACUGCACUAGACUACAUGGCCAAAACACCAAAUUGGGCCUUAAUGGGACAUGCGCAAAGGGGGUUUGAUCCAGAGGAGACUCGCUGGCACCGCAAGAAGAAGAAGGACAUCAGUGGAUGUUAA
This is a messenger RNA of Orbicella faveolata, 1376 nucleotides long. Its product is annotated as S-adenosyl-L-methionine-dependent tRNA 4-demethylwyosine synthase TYW1-like. Gene Ontology annotation, molecular function: FMN binding; 4 iron, 4 sulfur cluster binding; catalytic activity. Gene Ontology annotation, biological process: wybutosine biosynthetic process. NCBI's taxonomy places the organism in Eukaryota, Metazoa, Cnidaria, Anthozoa, Scleractinia, Merulinidae. The record is from RefSeq and is a predicted model, not a curated record.